AUGCAACAACAACACAAUGAUACAAUGAAGAUAGAUCAGUUACUAAAGACAGUGUUGCAAAGCAGAGUGAUACGAUUGAAUGUCAUGCAUCAUGUGCAUCAGAUACAUGUCGUGUUGAUGAGGGCAGCAGGUGUGCCACUGACACACAUCAUGUCAGGUGAACAGUUUGAGAAGGAGCGAUGUCUGUCAACAAUGUUGCGAUAUGGCAGGACUGACCUGUUCAUGAAGUACUUUGAUGUCUUUGUCCAGGCACAUCCUCAUGGUAACACUCCUUACCUUGGUCAUCUUCUUAAAGUGGCAAUCAACACCAACAACUUCAAUGUGGUGCGACAUCUGUUCAAGUUCAACCGAGACAACAAUCUCAUUCGCGACACCUUAUUGGUCAUUUGCAAACAGAUCAAAGAUCUAGUCACUCUGGAUCGACAUGAUAUAUUACACCUUAUACUGUCCGAACUCGAGUUCAUCAACAAUAACAGACAACUCGACGUCUGGAGCAGAAAGGUUGACAACGUCAAUGAAUUCGAGCCUAUCUCUGUUGUCCGUAUGUACUCGGGGUGCCGGUCGUUCAAGAUGCUUCAAACAAUACGCUCGCAAUGCCACCUGUUCAAACCCCAGAACGAACCCGUGCAGGCUCGUGAUCAGUUGGUUGGGGCACUGACAUGCGACGAACUCCCAGACUUCCUCGAGCUUCUCGGCGGCCCAGUACCCAUCUUCAGCGUGGACAUCGCCUUUUACAAUAUCAUGAUGGAUCACAUGAACAACAUACCUCUCCUUGACUGCUUCUUUAGUCAUGAGACGAUCGUUGGAAGAACUAGCAAAUAUCUCAAAGAUGCCUUUUACUACUCAUUUGACAGGAAGACCGAGUUCUUGAACUCACUGAUGACACCAGAUGGCCUAUUCUUUGCAAAACGAUAUCGCCAACACCUUCCAGGUGACUUCAUCUAUUUGACCGCAGCCAGUCAUGGAGACGUUGAGCUCACACAAUGGGCCAUUGAACAUCAAAUACCAGCCACCUACCAAAACCAUGUCGGAUUGGCGCUACAGCACGGCUUUGUCGACGUAGCAUUUGUUAUCCUUGACAAAUGUCCAUUGGUCUCUCCAAAGGGCGAUGGCGAUGACGUUGAUGAUGGUGAGUCUACUGCUGCCGACGACAAGAAACGUCCACUCUGGCUAAUUGAUCAUACAAUUGACGAAUCAAUUCUUUCAAUUGAACUGCUCAGACGCCUGACAUCGUACGACAACAUCCAAUAUGGACAUGGCAUACUGUUCUCACCUGGUCUGACACUGGAUACAUUCGAAUUCAUCAAGACCAAGUUCUUUGAUUCACAACUUGAUGAAUAUCAACACGUGUUGAGGGAGCCAAAGGUGAUGCUAAUCAAGGACAUUAGACUGAUCAGGGUACUAUUGGAACGAAACAAACAAAAACUCGAUCAAGUGGUGGCCAACGCCAUAAUUAGCAAUCGUCACGACGUUCUCGCAGUACUUGCAGAGACUGGACGUCGUGUUGGUCUUCAAGAGAUGGUAUAUCUUGGCACUGCGGAACAAGCUCGAGUUCUGCUCGACUCUGGAUGUUUGGCGCCAACCACCAAUCAUCAUACCAAUCCCUUGACGGUCAUAAUUCAACGCUUCAAUGACAUAUCAUUGGUUCGCGACUUUUACAACAUGUUUGGCAAUGUCCAAUUUCCAUCAUCUGAGGGUCCGAUGAUUGAAGCAGCUCAACACGGCAACUUGGAGAUUGCUCGCUUCCUUCAAGAACACCAACCAGAUAUUUGCCAUAGAACAGCAUUGGAAAGAGCAGCCAUCAACGGACAUAUGGAGAUGUUCAAAUUCAUCGUUGAAAACUACAAAGCAGAGUGGAUCAUGUCAGAUCUCUACAAAGCAGUUGAGAAUGGUCACACGGACAUGGUGGACUACAUCAUUCAAUCGCAUGUCCAUCGCCUAUCCCUUCCUCAUAUCAGAAGCCAACUCUUUAAAUACAUUGCAUGUGGACACCUUCCAAUGUUGGAGGCCUAUGUCGGUAUUAUAAAUAGAAUGGACAAAGAGGAUAAAAGACAAGUUAUCUAUAGUCUCACGGUACAUGCCAAAAGUCACUUGCCUGGGUGCUGUGCCUCAGCCAUGGAUCGUGGAUACAAGGCAGCAGUCUGUCUCCAAUACUUCAUGGACCAUCUUCUUCUUCCCAACAUGGAUGUUACGAUGGCAAGACUGUUUGAAGAAGCCUACGAGAGAGGACAUCUCCUGAUGGUUGAGUAUCUAAGAUCUAUUUAA
Molecule: messenger RNA, 2265 nt
Organism: Acytostelium subglobosum LB1
Lineage: Eukaryota; Evosea; Eumycetozoa; Acytosteliales; Acytosteliaceae
Exons: 1
Coding region: 1-2265 (754 amino acids)
Molecular function (GO): protein binding
Source: RefSeq, a predicted model, not a curated record